This is a messenger RNA of Suncus etruscus (white-toothed pygmy shrew), 1773 nucleotides long. It is a transcript of the gene EPS8L3, whose product is annotated as EPS8 like 3. The transcript has 18 exons. NCBI's taxonomy places the organism in Eukaryota, Metazoa, Chordata, Mammalia, Eulipotyphla, Soricidae. The record is from RefSeq and is a predicted model, not a curated record. Gene Ontology annotation, cellular component: plasma membrane; ruffle membrane; vesicle. Gene Ontology annotation, molecular function: actin binding. Bases 34 to 1773 code for a protein of 579 amino acids. Gene Ontology annotation, biological process: Rho protein signal transduction; positive regulation of ruffle assembly; regulation of Rho protein signal transduction.
GUUCGCAGCGGAUUGUGUCCUCAGCAGGUCAAUAUGUCUCGACCCAGCAGCAGAGCCAUUUACCAGAACCGGAAGGACUACUCACAGAGCCUCAUCAUGGAGCCCUCUCACGUGCAGCACAGAGUGGAGCACCUGAUGACGUGUAAGCUGGGGAUGCAGCGAGUGCAGGAACCCAAGGAUGUGUUGCAGCAGCUGCAUGACAUGGACGCUCGGGGCCAGGUGUGGAGCCAGGACCUGCUCCUGCAGGUUAAGGAUGGCUGGAUGCAGCUGCUGGACAUUGAGACUAAGGAGGAGCUGGACUCUUUCCGCCUGGAAGGCAUUCAGGCCAUGGACGUGGCACUCAACACCUGCUCCUACAACUCCAUCCUGUCCAUCACCGUGCAGGAGUCAGGAUCUGUGGGCAUCAGCACUCUGCUCUUCCAGUGCCAGGAAGUGGGGGCAGAGAGACUGAAGAGCAGCCUGCAAAAGGCCGUGCAGGAGGAGCUAGAGCAGAGGCCUCGUUUUGGAGGUCAUCGGCCAAGCCAGAACAGAUGGCAGGGGCCUCCCCUGGAAAGGCCCAUUCCUGUGGAGCAGAGAUUCUCUCAGCAAAGGAGCUUCUCUCAAGAGCAGCCUUACAGGAUGGCACCAGAGGAUAAUGCCUUAUCAUCCCCGAGGCCACUGUCACGCCAGUCCAGUGUCCAUGAGCCAUUUUCCACCAGGCGGUCUCCCUCCCCAGAGAACCAGGAUCUGGUGAGCGAUGAGAUGGAGCUAAACAGUGUCCUGGAAGACAUCGAAAUGUUUCUGAAAAAGGUAGAGGCCCAAGGAAAGACCAGUCAUAAGAAGAAACAUAAGAAGAACAAAGAUGUGAAUCGGGGCGGUGUGACUGAGGCUCAGUAUGUGGACUGCUUCCAGAAGAUCAAGCACAGUCUCAACCUCCUGGGAAAUCUGGCCCAUAGGCUGCAGCAUCCAGGGGCUCCAGAGUUUGUGCACAUCCUCUUCAAAACUCUUGACACUUUGCUAUCCUACUGCCCCCAGUCCACUCUGGCAGCUCAAGUCAUCUCUCCUCUCCUCACCUCCAAAGCCAUCAACCUGCUGCAGACCUCCCUCAGCCCGACAGAGAGCAUGUUCUGGAAGGGGCUGGGUGCUGCCUGGACCACCAGUCGGGACAACUGGAAAGGCAAUGAGGCCCUGCCUUCCAAACCCGUCUUCGCCAGUGACCUGCAGGGUCCAAGGCCCUUCAACCAGGCACUCCCAGAAAACCAGGACCCAAUUGCUUCUCGCCCUAGGUUAGGAAGCAGCUCACGCUUUUAUCAAGAGGAACCCUACAACAAUGGCUCCAAUGGGCUAGGCAAGCCAACUGAGAGAAUGCAAGUUCUCUAUGAGUUUGAGGCAAGGAACCCGCAAGAACUUUCUGUCGUCCAGGGAGAGUUGCUUGAGGUUCUGGACAAAAGCAAGAAAUGGUGGCUGGUGAAGAAUGAGAAGGGACAGAAGGGCUACAUUCCCAGCAACAUCCUGGAACCCCUGGAGUCAGGCGAGCCCAGGAGGCAGAGCCAGUCCCCACCCUGGACACCAACACUGCGACUUAGUUCUAAGCCUGAGGAGGUCACAAGCUGGCUGGAGGCCGAGCACUUCUCCCCCAACACUGUGAGAACUCUUGGACACAUGAAUGGCCAGCAGCUACUUCACUUGAGACCCGGGGAGGUACAGAUGUUGUGUCCACAGGAGGCCCCAAGGGUCCUGUCUCGCCUCGAGGGCAUCAAACGAAUGCUGGGGGCACAUUAUAAAGUUCCAUGA